Nicotiana tabacum (common tobacco) is the source of this 714-nucleotide messenger RNA. RefSeq names its product sm-like protein LSM3A. Gene Ontology annotation, biological process: mRNA splicing, via spliceosome. Gene Ontology annotation, molecular function: RNA binding. The record is from RefSeq and is a predicted model, not a curated record. Lineage: Eukaryota; Viridiplantae; Streptophyta; Magnoliopsida; Solanales; Solanaceae.
UUAUCGGCUAAAUUUGUAGGGCUUCUAAUCGACUUGGUGGGCUCGUAACCCGCCAAACCCAAAACCACACUGUAUUAGGCAAUAGUGAGUCUAGGCAAUAGUGAGUCUAGUGAACUCUGAACUCUGCUGAACUAUAUUAAGAAGGGCGCGGUGGAAUUAGCCGGAAGUAAAGGCAGACAGACAGAGACAUUGACAAUAAGCAUGGGAAGUGAAGAAGAGAGCACAGUGAAAGAGCCGUUGGAUCUCAUCAGACUCAGCUUUGAUGAGAGAAUCUACGUCAAACUCCGUUCAGACCGAGAACUCCGUGGCAAACUUCACGCUUAUGACCAACAUCUUAAUAUGAUUCUUGGUGAUGUUGAAGAAAUUGUGACCACAAUUGAGAUUGAUGAUGAAACAUAUGAGGAGAUAGUUCGGACUACAAGACGGACCAUCCCUUUCCUAUUCGUUCGUGGGGAUGGUGUAAUACUGGUGUCUCCUCCUCUGCGGACUGCCUGAUCAAUAGAGAAGAUGUUCUCAUCAUAAACCUGUGCAAGCAUCCUAUAUUUUGUUUAAGGUGCUGCAGUAAAAUUAAAAUAACUCAGAUUAUUGAGGGAACUGCUUUUGUUAGUGUGUUAUUAAUUUGUUAAGAGGCUUUGCAGAACUGCUUUUAUUUGUUAUUUUCACUCUAAAUUGAAUAUUUUGUCAUUAAAAGAAGAAAUUUAUUAUUUUGUAUUA